Messenger RNA from Saimiri boliviensis boliviensis (Bolivian squirrel monkey), 3645 nucleotides. RefSeq names its product KRIT1 ankyrin repeat containing (gene KRIT1). The record is from RefSeq and is a predicted model, not a curated record. Gene Ontology annotation, molecular function: protein binding. Lineage: Eukaryota; Metazoa; Chordata; Mammalia; Primates; Cebidae. Gene Ontology annotation, biological process: cell redox homeostasis; regulation of establishment of cell polarity; negative regulation of angiogenesis. Gene Ontology annotation, cellular component: plasma membrane; cytoskeleton.
GGGGAAUACUCCGGACGGCUUGGCAGCUGAGGGUUUGUCUGUCACGGGAAGCUGGGCCAGGCUGCUGUGCCUGGGAGAAGGGAAGGAGGAAUGAGAAAGCGGUGACGGUCCCUGCCCCGCCUCGCCAGCAAUGGGAAAUCCAGAAAACAUAGAAGAUGCAUAUGUUGCUGUUAUUCGUCCAAAGAAUACUGCCAGUCUCAAUUCUCGGGAAUACAGAGCUAAGUCAUAUGAAAUUUUGUUGCAUGAAGUUCCCAUUGAAGGACAGAAAAAAAAGAGAAAGAAAGUUUUAUUGGAAAUGAAACUGCAAGGCAACAGUGAAAUAACACAAGGCAUAUUGGAUUAUGUAGUAGAAACCACCAAACCAAUUUCUCCUGCAAACCAAGGUAUCAGAGGAAAACGAGUUGUACUAAUGAAAAAAUUUCCUCUCGAUGGAGAGAAGAUGGGCAGAGAAGCAUCAUUAUUUAUUGUUCCAUCAGUUGUCAAAGAUAAUACUAAAUAUACAUAUACCCCAGGAUGCCCAAUUUUUUACUGCUUACAAGAUAUUAUGAGAGUCUGUAGUGAAUCCAGUACUCAUUUUGCUACACUUACAGCAAGGAUGUUACUAGCCUUGGAUAAGUGGUUAGAUGAACGUCACGCACAAUCUCACUUUAUUCCAGCUUUAUUCCGACCUUCUCCUCUUGAGCGGAUAAAAACUAAUGUCAUAAAUCCUGCGUAUGCUACUGAAUCAGGUCAGACAGAAAACUCACUACAUAUGGGCUAUAGUGCACUAGAAAUAAAGAGUAAAAUGUUAGCCCUAGAGAAAGCAGAUACCUGUAUUUACAACCCUUUGUUUGGAUCAGAUCUUCAAUAUACAAAUCGGGUAGAUAAAGUGGUAAUAAAUCCAUACUUUGGUCUAGGAGCUCCAGACUACUCAAAAAUCCAAAUACCUAAACAGGAAAAAUGGCAGAGAAGCAUGAGCAGUGUCACAGAAGACAAGGAACGACAAUGGGUAGAUGAUUUUCCUCUCCACCGAAGUGCCUGUGAAGGAGAUUCAGAAUUACUAAACCGUCUUCUCAGUGAAAGAUUUUCAGUCAACCAAUUAGAUAGUGACCACUGGGCGCCCAUUCAUUAUGCAUGCUGGUACGGAAAAGUUGAGGCUACUCGCAUAUUGUUAGAGAAAGGAAAAUGCAAUCCAAACCUUUUAAAUGGACAACUUAGUUCUCCUCUUCAUUUUGCUGCUGGAGGAGGACAUGCUGAAAUAGUACAGAUUCUCCUAAGCCAUCCAGAAAUUGAUAGACAUAUAACAGACCAACAAGGAAGAUCUCCAUUAAAUAUUUGUGAAGAAAACAAACAAAAUAACUGGGAAGAAGCUGCAAAAUUAUUGAAGGAAGCCAUUAACAAGCCAUAUGAAAAAGUUCGAAUAUACAGAAUGGAUGGAUCCUAUCGUUCUGUUGAAUUGAAGCAUGGAAAUAAUACCACAGUGCAGCAGAUAAUGGAAGGAAUGCGUCUCUCUCAAGAAACACAGCAAUAUUUCACUAUAUGGAUUUGUUCAGAAAACCUCAGCCUUCAGCUCAAACCGUAUCAUAAACCCUUGCAACAUGUUCGUGACUGGCCAGAAAUACUUGCUGAAUUGACUAAUCUGGAUCCCCAAAGGGAAACACCUCAGCUUUUUCUAAGAAGAGAUGUGAGACUUCCUUUGGAAGUUGAAAAAAAGAUUGAAGACCCACUAGCUAUUCUUAUUCUGUUUGAUGAAGCCAGAUAUAAUUUACUGAAGGGCUUUUAUACAGCUCCUGAUGCUAAGCUGAUAACAUUGGCAAGUCUGCUUUUGCAAAUUGUCUAUGGAAAUUAUGAGAGUAAAAAACACAAGCAAGGUUUCCUAAAUGAAGAAAAUCUAAAAUCCAUUGUACCUAUUACCAAACUGAAAAGUAAGGCACCUCACUGGACAAAUCGUAUACUUCAUGAAUACAAGAAUCUCAGUACAAGUGAAGGUGUCAGUAAAGAAAUGCAUCACCUUCAGCGCAUGUUCUUACAGAAUUGCUGGGAAAUUCCUACUUACGGAGCAGCAUUUUUCACAGGACAGAUAUUUACAAAGGCAAGCCCCAGCAAUCAUAAAGUCAUCCCUGUGUAUGUAGGCGUGAAUAUAAAAGGACUUCAUCUCCUCAACAUGGAAACUAAGGCUUUACUCAUCAGUCUUAAGUAUGGUUGUUUUAUGUGGCAAUUGGGAGACGCUGAUACUUGUUUUCAGAUCCAUAGCAUGGAAAAUAAAAUGAGCUUUAUAGUACAUACAAAACAGGCUGGCCUUGUGGUAAAACUGUUAAUGAAGCUAAAUGGACAGUUAAUGCCCACUGAAAGAAAUUCGUGAAAGAAAAGUGACCGUUACUCAAGCUACCACAUUUUAUAAUGCAGAGCUUUUUUCCCAUGAAAGAUUUCUUAAAAUACUACUUUUUGCCAGGCGUAGUGGCUCGCUCUUGUAAUUCCAGCACUGUGGGAGGCCGAGGCAGGUGGAUCACCUGACAGGAGGAGUUCAAGACCAGCCAGGCCAACAUGGUGAAACCCCAACUCUACAAAAAUACAAAACCUAGCUGGGCAUGAUGACAGGUGCGUGUAAUCCCAGCUGCUCAGGAGGCUGAGGCAGGAAAAUCACUUAAACCCAGGAGGUAGAGCCACUGCACUUCAGCCUGGGUGACAGAGCAAGACUCCAUCUCAAAAAAAAAAAAAAAAUUACUUUCAACAAGGCAUUUAGUCUCUUGUAAUAUAUAUGUACAUAAUUACAUUGUACAGAAUCUGUACUUAUGUUUGGUGUGUAAUAUACCAAUUAGUUUUAUAUAAUAUGCUCAUAAGCUAUUCUAAUUUUUGAGAUAAACACAAAAAAUUAUAGAUUGAUAGUCUGUAUAAUAUUAGACAAAAUAGUAAGCUUUAUAAAAAGUUAUUUUUAGUAAAUGGUAAAGAAUUUGGACUGGAAUGUGAUGAGAUUAAAAUGUAGCUUUGGUAUAACUUCUUGUAUAUUUCAAAAUACACUGAACGUCAACAUGAUUUGAAUAAAGAAAAUGUAUUUUCUACUUGAAACAUAUAACACUGUUAUUUAAAACAUUUUUCUGCAGUCUAUACAUUUCUCAACAUUUUAAAAACAGUCUUAGUUAAAAUGUAAAUCUAAUAUAUGGUAAUGUUUCUCAAAAUAUAGUUUCCUGAACCUGUUGCAUCAUAAUUACUUAGGUACCUCUUAAAAAUGAAGAUUUCAGAGACUCAUUCCAAACAAGGGCAUUCACCCUCUGGAAGUAGCAUGGCCCUGUGAACUUAAGUUUGGUUUUGUUUUUUGCUUUUUUGCUGUUAAAAUAAUUCCAGACCAAUCAGGUAUUUCAAUUAUUAAAGUUGAGAAAUUUUACAAAACUGCCAAUCACACAAGUACACACAUACAUAGACACAUUUUAAGUGAUAAUCUCUUGAUAUUAGAAGUUGCAUUUCGUAAAUACAUGGCUCUAUUUCUUAUGAGUUGACUUAAUAGUUUAUGUAUAUUGACUUGACUUUGUACGAAGUAAAUCACCAAAUAUCUGAUUGUUUCAUUUAGGGAAGUAUUGAUAUAGAUGAGGAGCCAACCUGAUGAAUAUACUGCUUAUAAGCUAUAAAUGACAGUCUUUCCAAACUAAUAGACUAAUGGAUUCUAAAUAA